AUGAUGCCACGCCGUGACGACCCCGAGGUGCCACGCCUUGGCGACCCUGCGCUCAGGCCGGAAGAGGACUUCGUGGUUGUCCCGGCGACGCCGAAGAUGCAGGCCGAGGCAGCCAUCCUCUCCUCCAACUGUGCCGUGGCGGCUGAGCUCACCACGGAGCUGGGCGCAAGACUGGCCGACUUCGAGGUGGUCAAGCACUACCUCGAGCAGUUCUUUGUUCGCUUCGUGUACCAACACCACUGCGCCGACGCCGUGUCCCGCGGCCACCUUCGGGGCGCCGGCCACCGCAUCUACGUGCGCGAGUGGAGGCUCGAGGCUCAUGCAGACAACAAAGACCAGCUCCACCAUGUUCGCCUCUGCUUGGAAGGUGUCCCUCUCCACGGCUGGAACAACUACAUCGCCACCUUCCUCAUCGGCCGUGGAUGCUCGCUUGACUACAUCGAGCAGCGGUCGCUUCGCAAGGAGGACACCAGAGACCUGGCGCUCUGGGCUUGGACGGCGAACCCCAACGCCAUCCCCAAGGUUAAGUGGCUCACGCUCCCGGCCCGCGGUCACCGCCGCCGUGGACGGCGGGGCCUCCGCCAUCGCGUCCUCAUCCACCUCGACCUCCACGAGGACCACUCCAAGGCCGGCGACGACGACGACAACCCACCGCCACCAGACGUGCAUGAGUUCACCUGGUACAGAAAGGUGGUCGAUGGCACCUAUGUUCCACGGGAGCGCCGUCCAGCUCAGGGGUGCACUGAGCGCCGCGCGGACAGACGCGAAGACGACGGCGACCGCGACGGGAGGCGCGGGCGUGAUGGAGGUCGCCCUCGGGAAGGCUGGGGUGCCAGGGUCCGACGCUCGCUUUCCCGCAACCCGCGCGAGCGCCAGCGCGAGGGGGGCCAAGACCGCACCAGAGACAGGUCCGGUGGACGACGCCAUGACAGCACCAGCGCUGCUGUUGUGGCCACCCCUCUGGCGUGUGCUGCCAUUCUGCGGGGAUCGGGCUCGGGCAGUGAUGAACCGGUCCGCACCCUCGAGCUCCUGGACGCCCAUGAGCCGGGGCUCGUUGACGCUCGUGGGCGUAGUCCAUUGCGCCAGGCGUCGCCGCGGGCCUCCAGGCGCCGCUCUCUGGAGGAGAGAACUCCACCGGCGUCACCCCCUCUCUCUCCAACAACAGUGCUGCCGCCGAGCCCAAUAUCCAAGCGUGCAGAGGCUAGGUCCUCCCCUCUGACGCUGGUCGCUACAAGCCAUGCCAUGAGCGAGCUCUGCUCUCCUACAACGCUCGCUCGGCCUCUGGUGUCACCCUCGAGGCCCCCGGGGUUCCAAUCGUCGCCCACACCGCCGCUCGCAUGCGUCGGCCCCCUGCGCCGUACCCCUUCACCUGUGCGUGCUAGUGCAGCUGGCGUCUCCACUGAUGCCCUCGCGUCAAUCUUCGUGGAGCGGCAGAUGGGCGUCCUUGCCACUCCUGAGUCGCCCCCUCCCAGACCACCAGCGGCUCGCCGAAAGACCCUGGCUGGUGUCAAGAUUUCGACCAGAGGUGGCCUCACCCUGCAGAAGGUCAAGCGGACUGACACCCCUGCUAUGGCCAUGGCGUCUAAGGCUGCAGAGAAGCUCGUUUGCCGGACGAUGGGAAUCACCAAAAAUGGAGAGGACGUGACUGAAGCCAUUCUUGAUGAGUUCACGGCCAAGUUCAAGGAGCAGCUAGCCCCUGAAGUGAUUCUGGCAAUGAGAGAGUUCUUCCACCUCGACGACUCGGCCGUCAUCGACGUCGAAGAUGCUCUAAUUGAUCAUGGUGGUGCGGGGGCUCUGGAGUUGGCCCAGGAUGGUGCUGCGGCUCAGGACAACCAAGGAUCGCAGCCGCCAGCGGCUUGAACGCCAUGCUAGUUUGUAAGGGCUGAUUCAGUUUCUGAUGUUAAGCAAACUACCUUGUCUGUGGUUGGAUGGCGCUUGUGUCGUCAGUGUAGGGCGCGUGGGUUAUGUCUUCAGUACGUGUUUAUGCUUUUGGGUAGUUUCCCUCCAGUUCUUUCACGCCUCUUUGAGGUGUCUUCAUGGCCAUGCUGUUUUGCUCUCUUUCGACUUCUAUACUAAGCAAUGUGCUGUUUGUUGUGCUCCAUGACAAUGCAACCCGUCAACACCCUCA
Triticum dicoccoides is the source of this 2128-nucleotide messenger RNA. RefSeq lists its product as uncharacterized. Bases 1 to 1860 code for a protein of 619 amino acids. The transcript is spliced from 2 exons. NCBI's taxonomy places the organism in Eukaryota, Viridiplantae, Streptophyta, Magnoliopsida, Poales, Poaceae. The record is from RefSeq and is a predicted model, not a curated record.